CACUGAAAUAUAAAAAUAUAUCGAUAUUUUGUAGACAAGCGUACAUCACAAUUAUUUAUUGAAAUUCAGUGAAUGAAAAGGAAAUCAAAUUACUUUUACAGUUUCUUUGAACGUACCAAGCUAUUAAAAUGUUUGUUUCUCAUAAAAACCUUUUACUACCCCUAUUAGUAUUAUUAAUAAUAAAUUCUGUGUUUUGUGAAAACAAAUAUACGCGAAGCGCUAAUGAAAAGAAGAAAAAUGAUGUAGAAUUUCGAACUUUGGAUAAACCUUUCAGGAUGAACAAACUGAAUCUCUUAUGGACGAAAGCUCAACAACGACUUACAGAACCAAAGUUGAAGUCUUUAUAUAGCGACUUAAUGAUACAAGAUAAAGAGGAAAUCACAUACAAAAGAGUGAAAAGUGAUGGCGGUGAUAAGGAAGGCCUCAAAGAGGCUGAUUUGAGACGCAAACUGACAAACAUUAUGACUAACUAUGGCCUGAGGGAACACUUUGAAGAUAAUGUUGGCAGACAAAAGGAGUAUGCAGCCUACAACUCAGCACUAGAUGAUCAUAUCAACAGAAGUCUAUUCAAAGAUAAGAAAUUGAAUCAGCUGUGGGCAAAAGCUGAGGCCUCUGGGUUCACAAGUGAGGAGCUGUCUGCUCUGAAGGAAGAAUUCACUCAUCAUCAGGACAAAAUUGAUCAGUACUAUGACCUUCUGGCGGACGUAGAGGCUGGUGAGAAAGAUCAGUAUAAAAAUGCUAUAAAUGAGGAUGAGAUAGACCGGUAUAAUGAAAUUAAUAACCAAUUAGAAACAAAUGAAAUAAAAAAGGAUUACCUUGAUAAAGCUAAUUUAGUGAGGGAGAAACAUAGAGGGCUCCGAGAUGGAAUGGACAGGUUGCAAAGAAUUACUGCAAGAGGUCCAAACAACAAAGAAUUUGUAGAACCAAAGGUGCAGGGCUUGUGGACAAUGGCUGCUGCGUCUAACUUUACUGUGGAUGAAUUGGCGUCAUUGAAGGUGGAGCUGCAGCACUAUGAAUCACGACUGCUCAAACUGCGCACGUUGCAUGCUGAUCAUGUAAGAAAUGUAGAUAAAUAUAAGAGCAAGGUGGCGGCAACUGGCGACAAGAUGGACCACUUCGAUGAUCAACAGCAGAUGAUCAAAAAACAUUCCCGCAAAGUCGAGAAGAUGCACGCUGACCUCGAAGGCAGAAUACUACAGCGUCAUUCAGAGCUGUGAGCUGUAUUGUAAAUUGUACACCUAAUAGAUAUAUUAUAACUAUACCUAUUUUAAAUAAUUAUAGUUGUUAAGAAAUUCAGUGACAGCUAUUAUGAAAUUACUGUAUUCAAUAUACUUUUUGGUAAGACUUAGGCAGACGAUAUAUAUUUUUCAACAAUACCAGAUGUUAUACAGAAACAUUACAUUAUUUCUCGUCUGUGUAGACCCUUAUUUUUUAAAUUUAUAGUUACAACACGCAUUUAUUAUAUUACAUGCAUAUAUACUAGUUACUUUAGGAACAUUCUACAUAACAAGCAUUUGUACAAUUCAAACUAUAUUGACUGUGCCAAUUCCAUAGUUUGGAUCCAUCUACUAGUGUUAUAAGCUAAUGAAAUUAUACUUAAGAUUAGACAUAACUGGAAAAAAAAUACCUAAGAGUUAUGCUUCGUAAUUAGAUUACAUUUAUAUCCUGUGUAUGUGUUUACUAUUUUAUUGAGACCAAACAAAAACGUUUUGUUUUUCCUAAUAUUAGUAGUAACAAUAUACGAAUUAUUGAAAGUUUUGUAUGGUUAUAGAAUCUAUGAAUCCAAUAAUUAAAAUUAACAUAAUUGUGUUAAGAUUCACGUCUAACGCGUGCUAUAAGUAGUUCGAUUUUAGUGUAUUGAUAUUAGAAUCAGUCUCAGUAUGAAUGUUGUAUCCAGUUUUUGACUCAGUUUAGUUGUCAAAUUGUAUUUUUUUUAUAUAAUAUAACGUACAUAUUUUGUUACAUAUCUAUUGAAAUUAUUAUGAAUGACGAAUCUCCAUUGAUAAUAAUUUAUAUUAAAAUUA
Messenger RNA from Achroia grisella, 2024 nucleotides. Its product is annotated as alpha-2-macroglobulin receptor-associated protein. Gene Ontology annotation, cellular component: endoplasmic reticulum; endomembrane system. The coding region runs from base 129 to 1217 and encodes 362 amino acids. Lineage: Eukaryota; Metazoa; Arthropoda; Insecta; Lepidoptera; Pyralidae. Gene Ontology annotation, biological process: regulation of receptor-mediated endocytosis. The transcript is spliced from 7 exons. The record is from RefSeq and is a predicted model, not a curated record. Gene Ontology annotation, molecular function: receptor antagonist activity; low-density lipoprotein particle receptor binding; heparin binding.